UUUAAAACAGCCUCAGCUUGCUCAGUCAGAGCAGUGCGAGGCGCAGACAGACGCACACCUUCUCUCUCUCUCUCUCUCUCCCUCACUCUCUCUCGCCCUCUCCCUUUCAUGCACGCACACACACACAUGCUCAUGCACGCAGACGGCAACCGUCCUCUAUCGGACUGACACCACACACACGCUGGGAUAGACACACUGUGCCCCCCCCCUCCCUUUCCUUGCUACAGUGGAGAAGAGGAUAAGAAGUGACAUAUCAGGAAAAAACAAAUACAACCAAAAAAAGAAGAGGUUCACAGGCGAAGACGAGGAUCGUCCUGACGUUUCGUCCCGUCAAAGAUGGCAAACCUUGUGACAUCGCUGUGCUGUGUAGUUCUGGCCGCGGUGGUGGUAGCCUACGCUCAGAGACGCAGUCAGCUCGUCGCUAGGAACCAGUACGAGCAGAUGAACAGCGACGUCACCAUGAAGUGCGGCUCCCUGGACAACGACGCGUCGGUGUCAUGGAAGGUGAACGGCACAGACGUGAAGGCCCAGCACCGUCUGGUGGGACCCAGACUCAUCCUGACCCAAGUGAACCUGGGCCACAACGGGCUCUACAGCUGCUUUCAGAACCCGCACGGCGAGCGGCGGGACACCAUCAUGCUCCACGUCGGCACUCCCCCACACGAGCCCACCAUCACCUGUCGAUCCAACACGUACCCUAAAGGCUUCUACUGCAGCUGGUACCAGCUCUCCCAGACGUACAUCCCCACUACGUUUGAAGUCGACGUACAACACUACCAGCGUUCACUGGAGGUGCAGAAAGAUUCUGUCCACAAGAACCGCUGCCACGUACGCUUCCCUGAGGUCUUCUCCAGCUUCCCUUACAAAGUCAACGUGACGGCAGUCAACGCGCUGGGCAGAGCGUCCAAUGUCAUCUCCUUUGAGGAAUCCAGUAUAGUCAAACCAGACCCUCCAGAGCGUGUGACAGCGACCCCGAUCCAUUUCAACCCCCGGAGGCUGGAGGUAACCUGGCACAGCCCUGCCACCUGGCCCGACAUUGACAACUUCCCUCUGAAGUACUUCCUCCGAUACCGGCCGCUCAUCCGUGACCAGUGGCAGCAUGUGGAGCUUUCCGACAGCACCUCCCACACCAUCACUGAUGCUUAUGCUGGGAAAGAAUACAUCAUCCAGGUGGCUGCCAAGGACACCGAUAUUGGAACGUGGAGUGACUGGAGUGUUGCCGUUCAUGCCACACCCUGGAUUGAGGAUCCCCUGCCCAUCACUUCCACAACCGACGUGGUCACUCCCACCGAGACUAAGACGUCUCCCAUACCAUCGUCCAACGCACCACAGAAGGCUGGACCUCCAGUGGGCAGAGCUGCCAGGCUCCUCACCUUCUUCUACCCUUUGCUGUUAGGAAUGCUGCUGCUGGUCAUGUGAUUUAAACAUCUUUAAACGUCCUGGAAGAAGAAUGAGAAGUAGGAAGAAGGAGGAAGAGGAGGCGACGGCUGGUCUUUUUUCUAUUUUGCACAUGUUUCGAGGAUACAGUGCACCAAUCAUAUCUGUCCAUCACACAGUUACUCACCGAGAUUACUUAGACACACACACACACACACACACACACA
Solea solea (common sole) is the source of this 1604-nucleotide messenger RNA. RefSeq names its product ciliary neurotrophic factor receptor (gene cntfr). Gene Ontology annotation, cellular component: membrane; signaling receptor complex; external side of plasma membrane. The record is from RefSeq and is a predicted model, not a curated record. Gene Ontology annotation, biological process: cytokine-mediated signaling pathway. Bases 337 to 1419 code for a protein of 360 amino acids. The transcript has 11 exons. Gene Ontology annotation, molecular function: cytokine receptor activity; cytokine binding. NCBI's taxonomy places the organism in Eukaryota, Metazoa, Chordata, Actinopteri, Pleuronectiformes, Soleidae.